Molecule: messenger RNA, 3485 nt
Organism: Entelurus aequoreus (snake pipefish)
Lineage: Eukaryota; Metazoa; Chordata; Actinopteri; Syngnathiformes; Syngnathidae
Gene: cln5
Product: CLN5 intracellular trafficking protein
Exons: 4
Coding region: 83-1072 (329 amino acids)
Biological process (GO): lysosome organization
Cellular component (GO): lysosome; lysosomal membrane
Molecular function (GO): hydrolase activity, acting on glycosyl bonds
Source: RefSeq, a predicted model, not a curated record
CCACGUGACCAGCAAUGCGGAAGUGCGUCGUCACACGAAGAGAAGCGUCGACUUGUUGGUUUUGAUGUUUUGAGCUCCGAACAUGAUCUGCACGGAGAUUUGUCUCUGCUCCUUCAUCUCCUUGCUCGCGUUUCUUCACGUCGUCACCGCAGUCAAGAAGCAAACAUGGCCGGUGCCUUACAGACGCUACGACCGACGUCCUGACGCGGACGCUUACUGCCAGGCUCUCUACCCGUUCUGUCCCACGGGCGACCGCGACGGCCGCAUUCCCUUCAUGAGGGACAGCGACGUCAUUUCGGUGUAUCGCCUGCAGACUCCAGUGUGGGAGUUCAAAUAUGGAGACCUGCUGGGGAAUCUGCACAUCAUGCACGACGCCGUGGGCUUCAGCAGCGCCCAGACCAGUGCCAACUACACCAUGGAGUGGUACGAACUCUUCCAGCUGGGCAACUGCACCUUCCCCCACCUCAGACCCGACAUGUACGCCCCCUUCUGGUGCAACCAGGGAGCCGCCUGCUUCUUCCAUGGCAUCGACGACGCCCAUUGGUCCAAGAACGGAACCCUGGAGAAAGUCGCCGAAAUCAGCGGUCAUCAGUUUAACGAGAUGGCCAGGUGGGUCCAGGACGACAACGCCACGGGGAUCUACUACGAGACGUGGACGGUGCUCUCCGACCCGAGCCCCGACGCCAGCGUGUGGUUCGAGUCCUACGACUGCUCGCAGUUUGUGCAGCGCACGUAUCGCACGCUGGCCCGCCUGGGCGCCAAACUGAGCAGCCGCACGCAGACCAACUACACCAAGGUCUACCUGUACAGCGGAGAGCCCGCCUACCUGGGCAACGACAGCGCCAUAUUCGGCCAGCCGGCGCUCAAGAACCUGGCGGCGGACAUUCGGGAUUUUUACCGGCCGUUCCGAGCGCACCAGUCCAUGGCGGAGUUGGCGCUCAGCGUGAUGGAGGCUUUCAAGAAGGUGGUGUUGGACAACAACUUUUACUUCUACUACAACUUUGAGUACUGGCGGCUGCCCAUGAAGUCUCCUUACGUACGCAUCACUUACCAGGAGGUGCCUUUGCCUUAACGCACUACCAAAUACUCACAUUACCAGAACGCAGUACUAAAUACUCACAUUUACCACAACACAGUACCAAAAACUCACAUUUACCAUAACACAGUACCAAAUACUCAAAUUACCAUAACACAGUACAAAUACUCAAAUUUACCUUAACGCAGUACUAAAUACUCACAUUUACUUUAACGCAGUACUAAAUACUCAAAUUUACCUUAACGCAGUACUAAAUACUCAAAUUUACCUUAACGCAGUACUAAAUACUCAAAUUUACCUUAACGCAGUACUAAAUACUCAAAUGACCAUAACACAGUACUAAAUACUCAAAUGACCAUAACACAGUACUAAAUACUCAAAUUACCAUAACACAGUACAAAUACUCAAAUUUACCUUAACGCAGUAAUAAAUACUCAAAUUUACCUUAACGCAGUACUAAAUACUCAAAUGUACCUUAACACAGUACUAAAUACUCAAAUUUACCUUCACGCAGUACUAAAUAGUCAAAUUUACCUUAACGCAGUACUAAAUACUCAAAUUACCAUAACACAGUACAAAUACUCAAAUUUACCUUAACGCAGUACUAAAUACUCACAUUUACCUUAACGCAGUACUAAAUACUGAAAUUUACCUUAAUGCAGUACUAAAUACUCAAAUGUACCUUAAAGCAGUACUAAAUACUCAAAUUUACCUUAACGCAGUACUUAAUACUCAAAUUUACCUUAACGCAGUACUAAAUACUCAAAUUUACCUUAACGCAGUACUAAAUACUCAAAUUGACCUUAACGCAGUACUAAAUACUCAAAUUGACCUUAACGCAGUACUAAAUACUCAAAUUGACCAUAAUGCAGUACUAAAUACUCAAAUUGACCAUAAUGCAGUACUAAAUACUCAAAUUGACCAUAACGCAGUACACUUGGGAGUAGCGCUUCAGUUGCCAGCUAGCGAUUAGUGGACUAGUCACAAUCUAGCGAUUAGUGGACUAGUCACAAUCUAGCGAUUAGUGGACUAGUCACAAUCUAGCAUUUAAGGCUGUAGUUGCCAGCUAGCAAUUAACGCGCCGUUUGUCAGCGAGCGAUUAGCACUGUAGUUGCCAGCUAACAAUUAGCACUCAAGUUGCCAAUAUAAUUCAUUGCGAUAUCAUUGUUAUACUAUACUGAUAUACUAGUGUCAAAAUUUAAUGAUAUCCUAAUAUUGUACAAAAUGUAUAAUUGGUUAAUUGCGAUAUCAAUAUUUUAAACUGGCUUAUAUACUAUUAAAAAUACUGAUAUCCAUUGCAAUAUCAAUACUUUAUACUGGUAUAUCAAUACUGUAACAAAAAAAGAUGAUAUAAUAGUUUCAAAAUUUGAUGAUAUCCUAAUAUUAUACAAAAUGUGUGAUUAGGUAAAUUGCGAUAUCAAUAUUUUAAACUGGCUCAUCAAUAUUAUCCUAUUAAAAAUACCAGUAUCAUCCAUUGUGAUAUCAGUAUUUUAUACUGGCAUAUCAACACUGUAACAAUACAUACACUAAUAGUGUCGAAAUUUGACGAUAUCCUGAUAUUACAUCAAAUGUAUGAUUAGGUUGAUUGCGAUAGCAAUAUUUAAAAUUGGCUUAUCAACACUAUCCUAUUAAAAAUAUCGAUAUCAUCCAUUGCAAUAUCAGUAUUUUAUUCUGGCAUAUCAAUACCGUAACAAAAAAGAUACAACAGUGUCAAAAUUUGAUGAUAUCCUAAUAUGAUACAAAAUGUAUAAUUGGUUAAUUGCGAUACUAGUAUUUUAAAUAUUAUAAAUAUUAUCCAAUUAAAAAUACUGAUAUCCAUUGCGAUAUCAAUAUUUGAUACUGGUACAUAAAUUCUGUAACAAAAAAGAAAAAAUAAUAGUGUCAAAAUUUGAUGAUAUCCUAAUAUUAUACAAAAUGUGUGAUUAGGUUAAUUGCGAUAAAUAUUUGAAACUGGCUCAUCAAUAUUAUCCUAUUAAAAAUACCAAUAUCAUCCAUUGUGAUAUCAGUAUUUUAUACUGGCAUAUCAAUACUCUAACAAAAAAGAUAAUGAUAUAUAUACAGUAAUAGUGUCGAAAUUUGAUGAUAUGAUAUUGCAUAGAAUGUAUGAUUGGGUUGAUUGCGAUAUCAAUAUUUUAAAUCGGCUUAACAUUAUCCUGUAAAAAAUACUGAUAUCAUCCAUUGCAGUAAAUGACAGUACUGCGAGCUGGCGGCAUCUCCUACCCACGUUAAAAGCUAUAUCCUGAAGGCCAGCACAACACUUUUGAAUAUUCAAGUAGUUUUUAGUUAAAUUAUGCCACAUUAAAAUUAUUUUUUAAUAAUUGAUACAUUUGCUAACACGAGAGUGUAGGAACUGGAUCACUUUUCAUCUGGUUCUUGGGUAUGAAAGUGCUUCCCCUUUGGAAUUGAUCACGAGUCGUAAGGGGAAGGAUAAUAAAAGUACAUUUUUACA